AUGGAGGUCAGAUCGAAGUCCAGCAAUCCCCCUUCUCCUUCCAUCACAAACGAGUCUUCAGAUAAAAUCGAACAAUCUCCAUCUCGAAAUGGCGAUGACGAAUUCGAUGCAGCACAAUGUCUGUUCUGCAAUCAAACCAGCACCGAUCUGGACCAGAAUUUGACCCACAUGUUGAAAGCCCAUGGUUUAUUUGUGGAUUCGACAAAUUUAUUGGUAGACGUUGGAUCUCUGCUGGCCUAUUUCCAUUUCAUCAUUUCCGAGCUUUACGAAUGUCUUUAUUGCGGCACGCAACGAAACACUCGACAGGCAGUCCAACAGCACAUGAUGGCCAAAGGACAUUGCAAAUAUGAUAUCUCAGAUGAAGAUGGUGAGCUCCGAGAGUUUUAUGAUAUCCCCGUAUCGGACGCGAGGGAAGAACUGCAACAGAAGCAACUUCUAUCACAAACCAGACCCAAGAAGUCCCGAGCGUUAAAGCAUUCAGAUGGACAUGGGAUGGCAUCUUCGAUUGACCAAGCGCUACGAACCGGACGUUCGCCCUUACAUAGCGAUACGGAGCCAGAGUCGAGUUCGAACAAUCAAGUAAGCACCAGAGCGCUCAAGCAAGAACAUACGCUCAACAGCCAACUUACACGACUUCGUGCCGAUGACCGGAGAAGUCUUUUACAUUUGCCGGCCUCACAACAACGAGCAUUGUUGAUAACUCACCACAAACAAAUGGAGAAGGCCAGGAGGACGGAACAGGCGAGUCAAGGGCACUUGCAGACUGCAGGAAACACGGUCAAUUGUCUAAGCAAGCUUAGGUUGGUGCGUAAACCGCCGCAUAUGGGACAUGUGGCCAACCUGACACAUUGA
This is a messenger RNA of Exophiala bonariae, 852 nucleotides long. RefSeq lists its product as uncharacterized. Gene Ontology annotation, biological process: ribosomal large subunit biogenesis. The coding region runs from base 1 to 852 and encodes 283 amino acids. The transcript has a single exon. Lineage: Eukaryota; Fungi; Ascomycota; Eurotiomycetes; Chaetothyriales; Herpotrichiellaceae. Gene Ontology annotation, cellular component: preribosome, large subunit precursor. The record is from RefSeq and is a predicted model, not a curated record.